Corvus hawaiiensis (hawaiian crow) is the source of this 1349-nucleotide messenger RNA. It is a transcript of the gene IFI35, whose product is annotated as interferon induced protein 35. NCBI's taxonomy places the organism in Eukaryota, Metazoa, Chordata, Aves, Passeriformes, Corvidae. The transcript is spliced from 9 exons. The record is from RefSeq and is a predicted model, not a curated record. Gene Ontology annotation, cellular component: nucleus. Bases 144 to 1259 code for a protein of 371 amino acids.
CGAAAGCGAAAGCGAAAGGCGGGAGCAGGCGCGGGGUCCCCGGCAGCAGCACCGGGCAGGGGGAGCGGUCCCGGCGGGCAGGACAGGGCAGGGCUCCCCGCGGGACCGGGGCUCCGGUCCGUGCUGCCGCCAGCGCUGCGGGGAUGGAUUCAGAGGAGGACUCCUUCGUCCGGCUGCUCCCCGAGGAGAGCCCCAAGCAGCUCCGGUGGGAGAUGGAGCGGUGUAAGGAGCUCAGUAUUCUGGGGCAAGACCAUGAAAACCUACAAAUGGCCAACGAAGCUGCAGAGCAAGGGACACGAGAGCUGAAGGAAGAAGGAGAACUUCUUCAUAAAAUUCUUGAGCAACAGCUGUCUUUAAACGGAGAUCAAGAGAGAGCCCACCAGAUUUUUGCAGCAAAGGAGGAGAACAACAGACUGAGGCAGGAGAAGCAGGUCCUGAAAAAUAAACUGGAAGAAUUGAAGAAGAGAGUCCUCUGGAAUGAUCCUGUGAUGAUGCUGUCUGCCUUGCCGGAAAAGAAAAUGAUCUUUAAGGGACUCACAGUAAACAAGGAGGACAUGAAUAAGCUGAUGCUCACCCCACUGAUCCACUACCCUAUGCCAGGGGGCUCAGCUCUCAUCACCUUUGAGGAGGCAAAGGUGGCCCAGAGGAUCAUAGAGAUGAGGGAGCACAUGGUGGAGCUGAGCUGUGGGGAGGAACUGGAGGAGCUGGACCGGUGCAGAGUGCGAGUGCAGGCAGUGCCCGUGGAGAUCCUGCUGCCGUCUGCCCUGGAGGUCAGGCUGACUCAGAGCAGCAGGAGCAUCCUUGUGUCUGACUUGCCCAGCCUGGGCAUCUGCAAGGAGGCACUGCUGGACAAGCUGGAGCUCUUCUUCAGCAAGGCAAAGAAUGGGGGCAGCGAGGUGGAGAGCAGGGAGUUCCUGGAUGACUCUGGCCAGGUGGUGCUGACCUUCACACAGGAUGGAGUGGCAGAGCCGCUAAUUGAAAAAGGACAUAUCCAAGUGCUUAUUGGGAAAGGGAAAUACAAAGUCAAAAUAUCACCAUGCAUGAGUGGAGACAUCGCUAACCUGCAGCUCCAGCCCUCCCGCUGCCCCAGGACUGUCCUGCUUUUGGGCAUCCCCGACGUGCUGAGUGAGGAGUCCAUGAGAGACGCCCUGGAGAUCCACUUCCAGAAGGCCAGCCGCGGCGGCGGAGAGGUGGAUGCCCUUGCCUACGUCCCAGCAGGGCGGACAGGGGUGGCCGUGUUCGUGGAGGACAGGGGCUAGUCCUGGCUAGUCCUGGCCGGCCCCGUCAGCCCGAGGCUGAGGAGCUCCGUUGGCCGGCGGGCACGGGGGAAAUUAAAGCGUCUGUUGGGA